UCUUCUCGCAAACACUCAUCUUUAUCGCACUCUUGCUCAAGUCUCGUGUUUCUGGAGUUUGGCACACGCGCAACAUCACAUUGAUCGCUGUGUCAUCUAAAUAUGUCGGUGUAAACGGAGAUAGAGGAGAGAGAAGCCGAGGGAAGAUGAAAUCGGCGCGUCUGUGGAUGCUUGUCUGUUUGGCGACUGCGUGUUGUCAGCUUGGCACCGGUGAUAGAUACGGUUGUCUGUUUGAUGAAGGCCUGUGCUCCAACGGUCAGGUUUGCUGGGAUGAUGAGCUGUUUGGUCAGUGUCUUACACAGAGACAGGAAAGGUUUCGCUACAGGGUGACUGCAGUUCUACUGGACAGACUGCAGUCAUUACUGCAAACGCUUAUGAAAGAAGGAUUAACUUGGCGGGAUGAUGUCACCCAAUCAGUGAUUAAGAAAGAACUUAGCAAAGUUCCGAAGAUCCCACAGUCUUCUGGGAUAAAGAAUGUCCCAUCCACAGAGUCUCAGAGUGGCCCUUCAAACCAGUUCAACUCCAAACCGGUGCAGCCUUAUAUGGACUACAUGAUUGUCGAUCCACCUCAGUCAUCUCUCCAUAUGCAGAGUUUGGAUCCUUAUAGUUACCAGCGAUAUGGUUACCAAGAUGAAGAGGAGCGCUCUUUGAAUCUGGUGGAGGGGGGCAGGUACCCACCGGCCUCCUCUCGCUUUAGGGGAAAUUCGCCACUUCCUCCAUCUCUAGAUAAAGAUGAUCAGCUUCUGCAGGAUCUGAUGACUCUCCUCCUUUCCUCGCCCGCACAGCCCACCUCACGUCAUCGCGUGGCAGCACCUCACUCCGCCUCAUCUUUUUUUCAGGAGCUGGACUUCCCACUUGACUAUAACAAGGAUUUCUUUUCCCAAGAUGAGAAGAUCAACAGCCAACAGGAGCAAAAGAAAGGUCCCCAGAAGUAUGGAGUGUUUUCUGGGCACAGUGGACCCACUCAACAGAGCCUAAAUGAGCUGCUCCUGCAACAUGGAUUUGAUCUAAACCACUUGAACCCUGAGGAGAUGGAGCGCCUCUUCACUGUCCUUCAGCUCCUGCAAAGUGAACCGACAAACAAUGAGAGAAAACCUGAAACAAAGGAUUCUUCUGCGCCUCCAAAAGUGAUGAAGAUUACAGAGGGGGAGAUGACCCAUGUGGUGGAGAAGGCUUCUGCCCCAGCUACAAAUUCCUCUUUCCCUUCUCAACUCAACCCCGGGCCCAAAACCUCCCCUAAGAGCCCCGGCUCCCCAGGAUCCUCCCAGGAUAACUCCAUCCCAAUGGGUGCCAGUGCACUAGGGCCUUCAGCUCUUAAACAAGAGGAAGGACGACUUGGAAAGGGAGCCCUGAGUGUGCCACCAGGAAAUAAUGAAACCAAGUUAAAGGAGGAAUUUGGAUACAUUGUCACCAAUCAAAGCCAUCUUAGUCUGUCUGAUGGGGUUCGUCUACUGAAGACCCUUGCUGAGAGGAUCCAUCUCACCACUGGCUCUUUCAUCAAUAUCAGUGUGGUUGGUCCAGCUGUCACUUUCCGGGUGCUCCCCAACAGCCAGAAUUUAACAGCAAACGAGGUGUCCGAAAAGACCGUGGCUCAAAAGAACCUUCUAGAAUCAGAGACUGGUCUAAAGGUGCUUCAGGCAGGUGUUGGGGAGAAGAACGAUGGCCAUGCAUUGCCAGUGGCAACACGUGUACGUGACAACACCCAGUGGGUGUUCCUCAUGUUUGUGGGUGUGGCUUGUGUGGGUGGACUCCUGGUGGGGGCGUUGACCAUCGCCUGCUUGCGCACCCAUGCCCGCCAGUUGGCCUCAGGGAAACUGGGACUAGGACCUGAAGCAGGAAAUGUGACGCAUUAUGAGUACCAGGAUCUUUGUCGGCAGCACAUGGCUGCUAAGUCCUCUUUGGGCAGGCAGGACUGCGGGGUCGGAGCUGCAGGUGGUGCCGGAGCGGGAGGAGGAGGAGGUGGUGGAGGAACGGAUACGUCACGAGUCAGCAGUGUGUCGUCACAGUUCAGUGAUGCACCUCAGCCAAGCCCUAGUUCACAUAGCAGCACCCCCUCCUGGUGUGAGGAGCCAGCGCAGUCUAACAUGGAUAUCUCUACUGGGCACAUGAUACUGGCAUAUAUGGAGGAUCAUCUGAAGAAUAAAGACCGUUUGCUCAAAGAAUGGGAGGCACUGUGCUCCUACCAGGCUGAACCCAGCACCAUCUCAGCGGCCCAGAGUGAAAGUAACAUCAAGAAGAACCGCUGUUCUGAUGCCGUGCCCUAUGACCAUUCAAGAGUGAAGCUGAAAGCUGAGAUUAACCCCUCCAGGACAGAUUACAUCAACGCCAGCACCAUUAUCGAGCAUGACCCCCGGAUGCCAGCUUAUAUUGCCACCCAAGGACCUCUCUCACACACCAUCUCUGAUUUCUGGCAGAUGGUUUGGGAGAGCGGGUGUACAGUCAUAGUGAUGAUGACGGCUCUGGUUGAGGACGGAGAAAAGCAGUGUGAUCGCUACUGGCCCGAUGAGGGCUCUUCUCUCUACCACAUUUAUGAGGUGAACCUGGUGUCUGAGCAUAUCUGGUGUAAUGACUUCCUGGUGCGUAGUUUCUACCUAAAGAAUGUCCAAACCCAGGAAACUCGUACCCUCACUCAGUUCCACUUCCUGAGCUGGCCCGCAAAGGGAAUACCCACCUCCACACGCCCUCUGCUGGACUUCCGCAGGAAAGUUAACAAGUGCUACCGUGGCCGCUCCUGCCCCAUCAUUGUGCACUGCAGUGAUGGUACAGGCCGGACUGGAACGUACAUCCUGAUCGACAUGGUCCUGAACCGCAUGGCUAAAGGAGUAAAGGAGAUCGAUAUCGCUGCAACCCUGGAACACAUUCGAGACCAGAGGCCAGGAAUGGUGCGCACCAAGGAUCAGUUUGAGUUUGCACUGACCGCUGUGGCUGAAGAGGUUAAUGCUAUUCUCAAAGCCCUACCGCAGUGAAACGAAUGCCCAUGACUGAGCACACACACACACACACACUCACAGAUUACAUGCAUGUGUGCAUAACAUGCCUUGUGUGGCCACUGAGGUUAGUAUUAGGGAUAUGCACAAGUAAUCAUCUAGUCAAGUACUCGUUCUACAACUAACUAGUAAAACUCUACACAAACUACUUGCAAAUUGAUUUUCCAUUGCCUUCACUUAAAUCAUUACAUCUGCAGUAAGUGCAUUGGGUGGCACUCUGGGUACACGAUGAAGAGGGGUGAGAGAUCCAAGUGUGCAGUAUGUCAGUCUUCAUGGUUCUUGUCACUUUUAUGGUGGAAAGAAGGUGGCAGUUUCUAUGAGAAGCUGCGAGAGUUGUAAAACUGUUUUUGCAGCUUGUGGCAGAAGACUAUUUCACAUCGGACCCUUUUGUUAACAGAUGGAUGGUAAUUGUUUCUCAUAGGGAUGUAAGGUAUUUUCAACAUUUACAGGGGCUAGUCGCUGAUUUUAUUGCCGUCCGAAUCCAGAAUGUCACUGUUUUUCUCCCACCACCCGUGUAAAAAUCCCCGGCCGAAUUACCUACUGUUUUUUAACAAACGCCAAGGUCGUGUGGUAAUUUAAUUGCCGUCUGAAUCCACAUCUCUGAGUUUACAAGAGGAGAUCAAUUCAAAAUUCACAGUUUAAAUCCUUUUUGACAACUGCGGAACACCGUACGAGUGCUUCACAUAUACUUUAAUUACUGAAACGCUGGGAAAUGCUACUUCAUCACGGCUCCACCUCAGUGAAAGGAGAAAGAAGAAAAAAGCAUGUUUUCAUUUGAAAUGGGUCGUUCCAAUUUUAAAAUUUGUUAUAUACAAUUAUAUACAUAUAAACUAAGCACCUUUAUGUUUAUCUCAUGUAAAUAAGAGGAUGGAUUAACUUAUUUCCACUAAUUUCCAUAUUUUUUAAAAUGACAUCCAUCAUUUUGAGAUAAAAUGCAAGACUAUAAUGUGUUUAUCUUCCUAUAACAGGAGAUUUAAAUAAUAUUAUUUUCCUAUUAUUAAACUAAAUAUGAAUUUAUUCGUAUUAUUCCAAGCAUAUGACAUUUUAUUUACAGCAGACAAUCAUGCGACUGAUCAUGUGAGCAGUGCGUUCUCGGGUUCGUAGGAUCACUAAACUCGUUCCUCCACCGUGAAUAAAUCGCCAUCUGAACAUGUGAGUUUUAUGACUGAGCUGCCAUGCAGAUUUAUUUUUACAGACGUCCACGUGAGAAACAAUUACCGUUUGAAUAGGGCUUAAGAUGCCGACUUACAGCUCUUGUAUUUCUGAGUAAUAUUAAUGUAUAUGAUAAAAUAGAUCAUAGAACUAAAUAGAAAUUCAGUUUUGUCAUAUAAAUUAAUUAGCUUUUAUAUUAUUUUCAAAAGAAAGGCAUAGUUUGUGAAAGCAUUGUAAAGCUGAUUUAGCUUUAUGUUUGUGAAUAAAAAAAUAUUUAACAUAUUUUAUUUUAAAUGUAUGAGUAAUUGAUACUUGUUUUUAAUCUUAGAGUACUUGCCUACAAAAUUACUCAAUGCCAUCCCUAAUUAUUAUUGCUGAUUUCCAGCACUCAAACACACUCAAAAACACAUAUCCCAACCAGUUCUCCAAUAUUGCCUUCCUACAGCAUGUAAAAUCAAAUCUCCUUCAAUUAAUACUCACACAGAGAUAUACUUGGACCUAUAUUUAAGCUCUUCAGGAUCUGAUUUCUUCCUUGCCUUCACGCUUGGUAACAAAAUGUAAUUAUCUAAAGGGAAGUCCGUUUCUCCGUGUUCCCUCUCUCUCUCUCUCAGUUUCACCAUGGUGAUGACUUAGUCCUGUUACGUACACUUCUUCAGUGUUAUGUGAGUUUCCUUCACAAUAGUCUUGUCUACUGUGGUGGUAGGAGGCAGGGAAAACAAGUAUCAUGAAGGUGAGCUUUGAUGUAGUCUUAUGUUCAACAUAUUUAACACACAUCACAUGUUAACGUGUGCCCUCAGAAUUUUACACGCCCCCUUGCAUGUUCAUUUAUUAAAAAAAAAAAAAAAAAUGUUUUAGUUUUAAACUAUUACACAUAAUUAUAACAAGUGGCCCUCACGAGCAGAACAUAAAAUGUGGAAAAAAAUGGCAGAUUCCAUUUGAGCCUAUUCAUGUUUCCACACAAACUCCACAUUUCUUUAGUUCCCUAAGGGAAUCCGUCACACUUCAUUUCAACAAGAAUGCCGUCAAAUGCUCAUGUGACAGCAGGAACUUAAAGUAGAAGGUAUGUUGAAUUUCAGAUCAGAUUUUGAAGAACAUUCUGAUCUGUUGUAGGAUUAUGUUGAAGACUUUACUCUUUUCUUUUCCUCCUUGGUCAAAAUCUCUCUUUCUCUACUUUAUGGUUAUUGUGGUCAACCUAAUUGUUCUAUUCCUCUGGCAAAUCAGUAAAAAAAAAAAUAAAAACAAAAGAUGUCAGAAUUAUUUAAAAAGCAUAUAUUUUGUAUCUUGUGAUGACUAAUAAAAUAAUUGUGAAGUGAUGCAGAGCA
This is a messenger RNA of Ctenopharyngodon idella (grass carp), 5461 nucleotides long. It is a transcript of the gene ptprnb, whose product is annotated as protein tyrosine phosphatase receptor type Nb. The transcript has 23 exons. Gene Ontology annotation, biological process: protein dephosphorylation. Gene Ontology annotation, molecular function: protein tyrosine phosphatase activity. Gene Ontology annotation, cellular component: secretory granule. The record is from RefSeq and is a predicted model, not a curated record. The coding region runs from base 147 to 2966 and encodes 939 amino acids. Lineage: Eukaryota; Metazoa; Chordata; Actinopteri; Cypriniformes; Xenocyprididae.